AUGACGCAGACUGUGCCUACAGAGUACUCUAAUAAACUGGUCCAGUGUUUGAUAAAAAUUCCAUCCUUAGAUGCACCUCCAAAAUCUAAUUGUCAUUCAGAAGUGCAAGCUGUAGUAGAGAAGGCUGAAGAGGAAGUUUUCUUCCAGAAGGCUCUCCCAGACAACGUUCGACCAGAGAUCUUUAAGGUCGUCUCAACUUUUGAUGUGGAUAAUCCUGGCAGUCGUAAUAUUACCACAGGCUCUUAUGACUAUGGAAUCAGUUUUGGGCAUAUCACCGCAGCAGAUAUGGAGAAGAGCUUGUUUCGUGAAAAUCUGCUUGCAAAAUCUGCAUAUUACACAGUGUCCUUUAAUAGACAGGAUUUUGGGGUUGUUGACUUAUUUUUUGGUGAAGAAGAGCACUUUGUUACAGUACUGACACACAUAAGAAAGAUGAGGAUUGGGCAGCGGCACCUGGUGGUUACCUACUGCAAAACCUUAAAGGAGACUGAGCGAGCUCCUGAGUGUCCAGUCUUUUCUGUUAAAGCAACCAUCAUCUAUAAUCAAAACUUUGCCACAACAGACUUCAUAGCCAAUUCCAAAGCACCUCUGUGGAACAGACCAAAAGUGGAAGAAUUAUUGACAGUUCACAAUAUGCCAGAAGGCAUUCCUCUAGAUUUCCUCAAGCUUAUAAUUCCAGAUGCUCUGUCAGUGGAAAUGGAUGACAAGAAACAGAAAUUCACGCAAAAAGGAAGUCGUGUACAUCUGGGACUGGACCGGAAGAAAGGAGCAGAUAGUUUUAUGAAGUUGUUUACGCACAUGUACAUCAACAACGAAUGCCUGGUUUUCUCAGCAUUUGGUUCUCCUGUCAGUAGUGUCCCUGAAUUAGCAGGGAUUUUGGAAGAAAAGAAAAGUCGCGAAAAUGAAAUGAAAAAUGUGAGAGAACUGAAAGCAGUUUCAAGAGAUAUAAAUGCUACACCCUAUGUUGGUAAAAAAGAGGAGGUAGAGGUGAUCAUGAAAGUGGAAACUGAAGCCAGUACUAAAAAGAUUUUAUCACCAGCACCAGGGUCCAGCACUGUACAACAUCCGCAGCAGCCUGUAGGUACAUUGGUAUCCAGUAAAGCUCCAGCUGCGGGCUCAUCCACGAAUCCAGCCUUCUCAGAUGUCAGUGAUGAACUCUCAGACAUCUCAGACACAUCAGAUAUUGGGGUCGAGACUGCUGUCUCUAAAACAAGCCAGAAAACUGCCACUGCUGUCCCUAAAACAAGCCAGAAAACUACAACAUCCCCUACGCAAAAAAAGACUACCCCCCUAGUAUACAAGACAUCAAGAAUUCAGCACCAUUUACCAAGCACCCGCCCAGCUGAGAAAAAGGGGAGCAAGAAUGAAUCACUUACUAGUGGCAGCAGAACUACUGUGAGAAAAACUAGCGGGCUCACUUCGAAGGCUAGUGAACUCAGAAAAGAAACACGAGACAGGCUUCUGGAUAAAAAUAGGAAAAGUUCCUUGUCUAAACCACUGGACAAGAGCAUUCAUGGAAUUCAUUCUAGCAGACCACGCAGCCAUGAUGUCCGCAAGGAAAGACAUGACAGAGUCGGUCAUGUUUCAAGCUCUGACAGAGGAAAAGAGCGACCUGCUCACAGACUGAGUAAAUCGGGGAGUAAAGUUCGUGAGGAACCUGAGGCUAGUAGGGAUAGGAGCCGGAGAGACCAACCUCAUGUUGAAAGUGCUAGAAGGGGUAGUUAUGACAAAGCGAGUGGUCAUCCAGCUCAUGGAAGAAAUGCUGGCGGCCAAGGGAGACAUGCUGGCGACCGAGGGAGAGCGGGACGUUCAAGCAGUAGAGCUGAAAGAACUAGAAAUAGAAGUGAAGAUAGGGACAACGUAAAACUGAGGGUAACCCCUACAGUUGACAGACAUGGUAUUAAAAUAGUCAGUUAUCGUAGCAGAAGAGACUUUAUUAGAAAAACACAUGGAUCUCAGGAUAAUGACUCAGAUACAUUUUCUCUAAGCAAGAUGGACAGAUAUGAGGAUUAUCCCGAAAGAGAUGUCAGGAGAGGGAACACUCUUGACCUUCUUCUGCAGAAGAGACUAGGUAGUUUGGAGAGGAAAGAAAGAGAAGCAGAUGAUAGUAGACAUGUGAUAUUGACCAGAUCCCGAAGCCCUAUAACUAGACAGAUAUACAGAGGAAGAUCUGCAAGUCCUAGGAAGCACCAGUCGAUGUCUGUAAGAGUGAGGCAAUCAUCACCUUCAGCUGUGUAUGGAAGUCAGCAGAGAUUACUUGCUCUGAGAAGAUCCCGUUCACCACGGCAAACUUCUCACAGUUCUGUGUUGUCUCCUAUCAGCGCAGGAGAGAAUGAGGCAGAUGUUGCACAAGAAGGCAUGUGGCUUCCGCAACCACCAGUCACGCUGGACUCCCACCAAGACCUGAGGACAAGUUCAAGAUCUGCCAGCUAUACCAGGCUACAAGCUCAAUGGAAAUCCCAAAUUUCUUCAGAUGAAUCAGAAAAGGAAGCAUUUUCCGAAAGUCAGAGUGCAAGAUUCAUUGAACAGUUUGUGCAGGAGAUGAUUGGAACUGGCAGGGCUUCAGCCAGGGCUGCUACACCCAGUGAGAAACUGCCACCAACAGCAAGUAAUGAUUCUGCCACAGUCAUUGAGAAGAUCAGGGAAAUUUAUAACAGCAGCCUCAAAAUUAAUGAACAUGUCAGUGGGAAUGAAGAUGAUGAAAUUCUCAACUCUGCAGUACAAAGAGGAAGUCGGAGCAUAUUGAGGCCUGCUGAAAGAGUUAAGCCGGUAUCCAGCAGAAAUACAGAAAGAUUACCAUCAAAUAUUUCUAGUGGUUCAAGUGAUAUGGACCUGGAACCGGUUGAUCCAUUUGGGAACAGGGAUACUUAUGGAAGAACUAGUAAAGGCAUGGGAGAUGUAGACAGAUUUGAUUCUCCCAUGAACAGCAGAAGCAAAAUUGUUGGCAGAGAACCUGUCACCACACCCUCACAGACACAUUCUAGAGAAUUUGUGGAAUCCAGAAUAUCAGAUAAGCGUGGCAUACCCUCACAGACACAUUCUAGAGAAUUUGUGGAAUCCAGAAUAUCAGAUAAGCGUAAUUCCAGAGGAUAUCAAGAAUCCAGAGAAUCAGAUCAGCCUGAUUCUAGAGGAUAUCCAGAAUCCAGAGUAUCAGAUCAUCCUGAUUCUAGAAGAUAUGUCGAUUCGAAAUUAUCAGAUGAGCAUAACUCUAGAAGAUAUUUAGAUUCCAGAAUAUCAGAUGAGCCUAAGUCUAAAGGAUAUGCAGAUUCCAGAGUAUCAGAUCAGCCUAAUUCUAAAGCAUACUUGGAUUCCAGAGUAUCAGAUCAGCCUAAUUCUAAAGCAUACUUGGAUUCCAGAGUAUCAGAUCAGCCUAAUUCUAGAGGGUAUACAGAUUCCAGAAUAUCUGAUCAGCCUACUUCUGAAGGAUAUACAGAAUCCAGAGUAUCCGAUCAGCCUAAUUCUAGAGCAUAUGCAGAAUCCAGAAUAAUAGAUCAGCCUAAUUCUAAAGGAUACACAGAAUCCAGAAUAAUAGAUCAGCCUAAUUCUAAAGGAUAUGCAGAAUCCAGAAUAAUAGAUCAGCCUAAUUCUAGAGGAUAUACGGAUUCCAGAAUAGUAGAUCAGCCUAAUUCUAGAGGAUAUGCGGAUUCCAGAAUAAUAGAUCAGCCUAAUUCUAGAGGAUAUGCAGAUUCCAGAAUAAUAGAUCAGCCUAAUUCUAGAGGAUAUGCAGAAUCUAGAAUAGCAGAUGAGUCUAAUACAAGCAGAUAUAGAGAACCUGGUAUGACUAACUACUCUGCUUUUGAAGGGCAUCUGGAAUCAGGAAUGCUAGGUCAGUCAAAUUAUGGACAAAGCAGGGAACCUGAGUUGCCAAACUGGCCAGAUUCAGGAAGAUAUUCAGAGUUUGGCAUGCAUAAUUCUGGAGGAUACAGAGAAGCUGAGAUGCCUUACCAGCAAACCUCUGGAUUAUACAGAGAAUCAGAGGCACCAAAUCAUUCAGUUGCUGGAGUCUAUCACCAAAAUCAAAACCAGCCGUUACCUCCUCCGAUUCUGACACCUGUAGCACCCACAUCAUACAGUUCAGUGCACUCUGCGCAAGAUCAGCUUGCUGAGCUAGAGAAUAUGGCCCAGAUACUUGCAGCAGGCAUGGAGCAACAGCAGGGUCAGGCUGCUUCAGAUUCAGCUCCAGAUGUGUGGAACAAUCCAUCACAACAAGCUUCCACCUCAGCUCCUCAGACUUACUCUGCAGGGCCACAACUAUACACCCAAGGUCCACAGACAUACACCUCGGGUCCACAACAAUACUCUGCUGGUCCACAACCAUACUCCACAGGCCCACCAUUUCAAUUUUCUGGACCACAACAUCAACAGGGCCCAAAUAUGAAUUUCACUGGUCCUCCCAUCCAACCUAACAUCCAUCAGCCGUUUGUAAGAGGAGCAAACCCGCAACCAGCGCCCUGGCCUCCCAGUAACUUUUUCUAG
Candidula unifasciata is the source of this 4473-nucleotide messenger RNA. Lineage: Eukaryota; Metazoa; Mollusca; Gastropoda; Stylommatophora; Geomitridae. The record is from the annotation of a GenBank genome assembly.